Messenger RNA from Mus caroli (Ryukyu mouse), 1167 nucleotides. RefSeq names its product methyltransferase like 26 (gene Mettl26). Lineage: Eukaryota; Metazoa; Chordata; Mammalia; Rodentia; Muridae. The record is from RefSeq and is a predicted model, not a curated record.
UUGUUUUCCCGUUCAUCUCUGAACAGGAAGGAUGUCUUGCAAUUUUAAACACCAUUCCUAAAAAGGUGAGGCGCAAACGCAACAAAUGAACUUUUAAAGAGACAAACACGCUGAAAAUAAGGUACUACAGCUGAAAGACUCCAGGAAACCACAGCCUCUACUCGAGCCUUGUUCCUUGUCCGAAGUCAUCGCUAAAUCCCGACCGCUGGAAUCAGUUUCCCGCAGAUGCAAACCCUUUUAGGAGUUGAGAGGCCUCCUAACAGUUAUACUGCUGCAAGCGGCUGGCCCUUUCGACCACAACUCCCGUAGUGCCCCGCGCAGGAGCUGGUCCACAGCUCCCGUCGUGCCCCGCGCGCAUUCUGGCUGGGGCUGGCCGCACCGCUGCGAUGAUGUUGGCUGCGGCUGCUGAGCGAAACAAGGAGCCCAUCUUGUCCGUACUCCGCCAGUAUGUGGAUCCUGCCCAGCGCUGUGUUCGCGUGCUCGAGGUGGCCUCGGGCUCCGGACAGCACGCGGCACACUUUGCACAGGCCUUCCCGAAUGCCGAGUGGCAGCCGUCGGACGUGGACCAACGCUGCCUGGACAGCAUUGCCGCCACUACCCAAGCCCAAGGGUUGUCCAAUGUGAAGGCUCCGCUGUACCUGGACGUGACCUGGGAGUGGGAGCAAUGGGGUGGCAUCCCACCGCGAUCGCUGGACCUGUUGCUCUGCAUCAAUAUGAUCCACAUCAGCCCCCUGAACUGCACAGAGGGGCUCUUCAGAGCAGCAGGGCACCUGCUCAAAACCAAGGCUGUGCUGAUCACCUACGGGCCCUAUGCCGUCAAUGGGAAGAUCUCUCCCCAGAGCAACGUGGACUUUGACCUGACCCUCAGAUGCAGGAACCCAGAGUGGGGGCUUCGUGACACAGUCCUUCUGGAGGAACUAGGCCAGGCCAGUGGCUUGGUCCUGGAGAGGAUGGUGGACAUGCCAGCCAACAACAAGUGCCUGAUUUUCCGGAAAGAAUAGCAUCUCUGUCAAAAGUUGUCACGGUACAAGCUGGACCUCAGCCCCUCCCUCAGUCCUUGGGAUAAAUUAGCCCCUCCUGGUCUGGUGGCCACAGGGUUAUAGAGAACCUGGUCUGAAUGGGCCUUAAAAUAAAGCCUUUCCAGCCCACUGUGGGCUAUCUAUACCA